This is a messenger RNA of Mycena citricolor, 782 nucleotides long. The record is from the annotation of a GenBank genome assembly. Lineage: Eukaryota; Fungi; Basidiomycota; Agaricomycetes; Agaricales; Mycenaceae.
UGCUAUGAGUCACAAUACGUCAAUCAGUGACCUUUGACAGCUCGAAGUCACCAACAACUCUCUCUGUAACUGCCACCAAUGGCCGCCUCGCCCUUCGCACGCAGCUCGUCUAUCUAUGACGAGCCCCAAUUUGGCUCGCGAACGCAAACCAUCGAGGAGAUGUACAGCGUGCCAGAAAGCUUCCUCGAAAUCGACAUCCGGAAUCCGCAAACGCACGGCUUCGGGCGGAAGAUGUACACGGACUACGAGAUCGUAUGCAAGACGAACAUCCCUGCGUUCAAACUCCGCCACUCGACUGUUCGCCGACGCUACUCGGACUUUGAAGCCUUCUACGACAUCCUCGAGCGCGAGUCCACGCGCGUCAGCAUCAUCCCCCCGCUCCCGGGGAAAGUAUUCACCAACCGGUUCUCGGACGAGGUUAUCGAGGCACGCAGGGAGGGCCUGGAGCGCUUUCUGACGGUCGUUGCGGGGCAUCCGCUGCUCCAGGUGCGUGCAUCCGCAUCUGGCCACCGUCCUGCCCUUUUCGUGCGCGCGGCUUAUCAAUCGUCCGUCGUAGACGGGGAGCAAGGUGCUUGGCGCGUUCCUGCAGGAUCCAUCCUGGGACAAGACGCAGUGGUCCUGAAUCGCGAGGCAACGCCGACCGCGGCUGCUGCGGAAACGCACCAGUGAAGGGAAAGGGCAGCAGCAAUACCAGCAGCAGCCGCCGCUUGAUAUCGGCGUUCAGCAGCCUCGGCUGGGAUGACGUGAAAAGAUUGGGGUUUGCGUUUCCGGGGUUCUUGCGU